AUGGAAUCAUUAAAAAAUGCAAUAUUUUGUAUCAAUGCUUUUUGUGGGAUAUUAUUUAAUUUUAUUGCUAUAUAUGUAACCAUAAAAAAAUCAAAAGACAAAAGUGGUGAAGGAUAUUUGAAAUUAAUGUUAUUAUUAUUUUUAUCAGGAAUUAUUUCAUCAAUUAUUCAUGGAAUAUUAAGAAUUCAAAUUCUUAUAAUCAAUGACACAAUGGUUUUUGUUCUUGAGAUAUUUAAUUCAUUUUUAGAAAAUAAAAUAUUUUUAGUAUUCAGUAUAUUUUUUACAUAUUUUACUUUAACUUUACCAACAUCAAUUUUAAUUUCAAGAUAUUUAUUUAUUUGUAAAAAUAUUGAAUUAAAUAUUUUUAAAACAGCUAUUAUUAUAUUUAUUUUUAGUUUACUUGUUUUAUUAGUUUCUCAUGGAGUUUGGACAAUUACAAAUGAAUUACCAAAUGAUAUUAUAUCGUCAUGGAUUAUAAAAGAAAAAAUUAAUGGUAAAAUUUUAACAUUAAAUACAUUUGGUAUAGGAAAUAAAAUUAUAUUAAAAGAAUGGUAUUUAUUAUUCAUUGAAGUUUUAUUAUACUUUUUAAUAAAUUAUACAACAGUUAUAGUUUUAUUCUUAAAAUAUAAAAAAUAUAUAAAUGAAUUAGAAAAUAUUAUGUCAGAAAAGACAAAAAAAAUGAAUAGAGAAUUUAUGUUAAUAUUAUUACUACAAAGUUUUGCUCCAUUAUUUGUUACAGGAUUUCCAGAUAUCAUUUUUGUUAUUAUGAUAAUAUUCAAAUAUUUAUAUGGUGCAGAAGAAUUAGGUACUAUAGUACUUCAGUUGUUAAAUUUUACUCCAAUUGUAAAUGCAUUACUUUUUCUUUUAUUACCAUCAACAAAUAGGAAAUAUAUUAAGAAAGUUUUUAAAAAAAUUUAUUACAUAACCAAAGGUGUAAAUGCACCAAUUGCUGUGACAUCAAUAAAAAAUUAA
This is a messenger RNA of Strongyloides ratti, 972 nucleotides long. Its product is annotated as 7TM GPCR, serpentine receptor class r (Str) family-containing protein. Bases 1 to 972 code for a protein of 323 amino acids. The record is from RefSeq and is a predicted model, not a curated record. The transcript is spliced from 2 exons. NCBI's taxonomy places the organism in Eukaryota, Metazoa, Nematoda, Chromadorea, Rhabditida, Strongyloididae.